Messenger RNA from Salvia hispanica, 2027 nucleotides. Its product is annotated as cleavage stimulating factor 64-like. NCBI's taxonomy places the organism in Eukaryota, Viridiplantae, Streptophyta, Magnoliopsida, Lamiales, Lamiaceae. The record is from RefSeq and is a predicted model, not a curated record. Gene Ontology annotation, molecular function: mRNA binding. Gene Ontology annotation, cellular component: mRNA cleavage and polyadenylation specificity factor complex.
CUCCAAAGUGAGUAUGAAAUCUAUGGAGGGCGCCAACACAGACGCCCUUUCGAUCUCCGUAUAAAUCUCACCGUCUUCUCCAAAUUCCAGUUUGUAAAUAAAUAAAAUUUGUUGUUCGAAUCUAGAUUUCAUUUGAAAUUCACCGUCGGCGUUGAAUUGCCACAGUAUAAUUUAUGCUCACUUGAAUUUAACCGAAUAGUGAAGUAAUACUUGUUUCAAGGUCGUUUUGGAUUGAAGAAAAUAAGCGUGAUCGUAGAAUUAGCUGCGCAAUUAGCUCGGGGACAACGAUUUUCCAUGGCCGCCAAUGCACAAUCUCAGCAUCGCUGCGUUUUUGUUGGGAACAUACCGUAUGAUGCUACUGAAGAGCAAAUCACUCAAAUUUGCGAGGAGGUUGGGCCGGUUGUUUCGUUCAGAUUAGUUACUGACAGAGAAACCGGAAAACCAAAGGGUUAUGGGUUCUGUGAGUACAAGGAUGAAGAGACAGCUCUGAGUGCUCGUCGUAAUCUUCAGGGUUAUGAUAUAAAUGGCCGUCAGCUAAGAGUUGACUUUGCUGAGAAUGACAAGAACGCUGACAAGAACCGGGAACAGGGGCGUGGUGGUCCUGGUGUUGGCCCGAAUGUUGAUGCUCCAAAACAAUUUGGGGGUCAAGCAGUUCUUGGACAUCCCGGUGUUCAUCUGCCGGUAGGCGAUUCAGUUGCUACAGCUGCUGCAAGUGUCAGUAUACCAAAUCAGAUAGGAUUACAGACACCGUCCCUGUUAGGCACUGAUCCUUUAACUCGACAGUUGGCCAAAAUGUCAAGGAGUCAGCUAACAGAGGUUUUGUCUGAAUUUAAGGCACUGGCUAUGCAAAAUAAAGAAGAAGCCCGGAAACUAUUGCUCGCCAUCCCCAACUUGUCCAAAGCUAUUUUUCAGGUUGAGAUUAUGCUUGGGGUAGUGUCACCUCAAAUGUUGCAGACAACCAAUAUUCGGCAAGCUUCAAGCCAACCAGUACAGCCUCUGUUGCAAAAUGCUCAAAUUCUUUCCGGCCUACCCCCCCUUCCACAAAACAAAAUUCAAUUGGGUUUGAUGCCUUCUGCACAAGAUAGUCGGGUAUCUGCUGGUGUUCCAAACCAAUAUAAUACACUCCAGAAAUUUAUUACACAAACUCAAAUUCAACAUGCACCAUUAAACCAGAACCAAGCCUUGCAGCAAGCUCAACUGAUUGCUCAAUUUGGAGUUUCCUCCCAUCCCACUAUGCAUCCUCUGUCAUUGAGUGGUUUGUCAGUUGGACAACAAAUGUCAGUUCCAACUUCUUCUCUCAACCAGCAAAUGCAGCAUCCUACAUCACAAAAAAUAGGCCCAGUGCUGUCCAGCAAUCCACGGUACAAUGCUGUGCCAAGGUCUCAGACUGAUGCCACCGAUGCUUCUGUGCUCGUAAAUCCCCAAUUUUCAGCGACAGGCAUUCAGCAUAGCACACCAACAUCCUCUGGCAUGCCGGAAGAUAUGGAUUUGAAAGGACAUGCUUCAAAUGUCCCUAGUAAGACGAACCAGAUCGAUAGAGCACCAAAACUGGUGAAACUGAAUGGUGGAACCGCUACUCCUCAGGCUGUGAACGUACCUUCACCUAUGUUCGCACCACUCCAGUCUUCGGGUGUUCCAGGAAGACAACCUCCAAUUAAAGAAAUUGCAGACACUGGGAAGCAAGCUACUCAGGUGCAACUUCCCCCAGACUUGGAUCCAUCUGUGCUUCAGCAACUGCUAAAUCUGACGCCAGAGCAGCUAAGUUUGCUCCCACCGGAUCAGCAAGAACAAGUAAUGCAACUUCAACGGAUGCUCCGGCAGGCUACAUAGCCAACAUUUUUAGUCCCGAAAAUAGCAUAAGCUUUAUUAAUCUUUCCUCCAAUGCGUAUUGCAACUGACUACUUUGCGAUUAAAGCAUUGUUAGGUGUAUACUAGAUGCACGAGAGCUGUACCAUUCAUGUAACGUUACGAGGUUGUUCUUGUACGCGGAUGAACACAUCAUUGAAAUGAGAAGAAAUUUUGGCUUA